CAUCUGGAUGCUGCGACGCAUGAGAUUUUUCUUAUUUAACCCCAUGCUGCGGCGGCAAUAUUUCAUUCUCUUCUAAGGACAUGUAUUUAAGUAACACCGACAUCGUGUACAUAGAUAAGAGAGGCUUCGAAUUGGUUUGUACCCCGUUUCGUUCAGUCGAAUACCAUCCAGCCGUCUAUUACGUACACGUUCAUGAAAUUGAUUUACUAGUAACUGUUCGCUUUUCUAUCGUUUGAAACAAAUUCGAUUGAUAAAAAUAUGACGGUAGCUAAGACUAAUGGAGCGACGACAAUGGGGGCGACCACAAAUGUUCUCACCGAGAACGAGAAGCUACAAAACAAUGUUUCGUUGCCACAAAAGAACGAGGAGACCGAGGACGAGGAGGACGAAAUCACGUUGGAAGACUUGGCGCCGGACGGUGGUUGGGGGUGGAUUGUUGCGCUUGCCAUGACAGUAGUGUUUUUGACAAUAUUUGGACCGACUACGUCGUUUGCUAUAGUAUUCGGCGACUUACUUGAGGAGACUGGUAACGCUGGUACAGCGAUGACGCUCUUCAAUUCCGUUUUCAUGAUCACAUACUCUAUUUCUGGUUUAAUGACAAACACGUUAUUAAAAAAGUUCUCCAUGAGACCCGUGGGAUUGAUCGGCGCGGUUCUUUUCUCGGUACCAAACGUUUGCUUCGCUUUCGUGACGAACGUCUUCGAAAUGGCAUUUCUGAGUUUCCUGCAAGGGAUGGGACUCGGUCUACUCAUCACCAUCUGCAAUACGAACUUCAACGCUUACUUCGUGAAGAAACGAGCGCCAGUGAUGAGCGCGUCUCAGGUGAUCAUCGGCUUGGGUAGCAUCGCGUAUCCCAUAUGGAUCGAGAGAAUGAUGAAAAUGUACGGUUUUAGGGGAACGGCACUGGUGAUUGGCGCUAUGAGCCUGAAUUCUAUCGCGGGCAUGAUGAUGAUGCACCCCGUCGAGUGGCACGCGAGAAAACCGGAGGAGGUCCGGGCGGAAAGGGCGCGAGCGAGAGAGGAACGCAGGCUACGGGACAUGGUCCUCUCGGAUCGACGUUACAGUGACAUGGUACGAGUACCCACGAAAACGAGAUGGAGCAGCCUGACGAGUCUCAAGGGCGAAAGCGGGAAACAUGUGCCUCUCCUGAUUGAAACGCUGAAAUCUCCCGCAAAGAGGGUGGCUUCAAUAUCCGAGUUCGAGGAGCGGAUCAGUAAUCGGAUGAAGUCCGGGUCUAUGCGUGAAUUAUUAACGAGACGCUUGUCAGCGUUCUCGUCGACGAGUUUGGCGAACUUGGUGUCCGGUAUUGGAAGCUUGGGGGAAGUCAGUCAACACCGUAUUGAUAAAACUAAGGAGAAGCGAAACGAGAAAGGAGUGCAAGUUUCCAUGACGGAUGACAAGGAUAAUGAAGAAGGUGCAUUACAAGGGAUUCUAGACGAUUUUUUGGAGAUGUCGUUGUUGAAAAAUAUCGGUUUCCUGAACAUUUGCUUCGGCAUCAGCUUCGUCCUGUCUAGCGACUUCACGUUCGCCAGUCUGUUGCCAUUGAUGAUGACGAAGAACGGUUACACGCAGAGCCACGCGGCCACGGCGCUCACCAUCGGUGCUGCUGCCGAAUUGGUGUCGAAGAUUUUGCUAGCGAUUUUCACUCUCCUGGUGAAAGUCAAGUCGAAACAUAUAUUCUUCGUCGCGAUGAUCUGCAUGGCGUUCGCGAAAGCCGGUUACUUGUUUUACAACGGUACAUUGAUAGGAACGUUCGCGAUGGUAGCUGUGAUAGGAGUGGUCAGAUCAUGGUUACUGGUUCCUCAGCCGUUAGCAAUUAUAGAAGAUAUCAGUGUUGAUAAAUUUGCCUCGGCUUAUGGAAUUAGCGGUGCCAUCAGCGGUAUAAUUUCUAUACUAUUCGGUCCUAUAGUCGGGUUCCUGAAGGAUUGGACCAACAGUUUCGUCGUCUGCCAGGUUGCCCUUUUACUAAUGAACGUCCUGUUCGUUAUCCCGUGGGCAGUACAGUUCCUUUCAGAUUUACCAAAGAGGAGGAAGGAACGGGCGGAUAAAAUUGCCGCCCGUACUUCCGGUUCCCUUUCUGCGGAUUGAGACAAUAGGAGAGAGAUGGAGAAAGACCCCGCCGUGUACAGUCCCCCGGCCAAUCAACUGUGACCGUUAAUAAUCAUAUGCAACGUUCUUUAUUCCAUCACAAAGAGGAAGGAAACCGACGCAAGUAUUAGUAAUGUGUGUAAAUUACUUAAUUAAUGAUCAGUGCGAAUUAAAUAUCUCGAGGAUAGAUAAUAAUAAGAAAUAAAUUGUUAUUCGUAGUUGAUUGUACAUAUAUACGUAUUUAUACACGCAUGUAUUGAUAUUCUGAGUGAAGACGGUAAUUGAAAAACUUAGAAAGAUUUUCCGUAUGUAAAUAUACUGUAAAAAUGUUUAACACGGAUUUAUAAGGAACAACUGAUGUGUGAAACUAAUAUGUAAAACAAUAAAAUACUGUUAGAACGGAGUAAUUCGUAUGAAAACUGUUUAAUGACGGAUGGAGAAUAAUUUGUCAAACGAAUGUCGUUAUAAU
Ceratina calcarata is the source of this 2557-nucleotide messenger RNA. RefSeq names its product monocarboxylate transporter 9. Bases 259 to 2088 code for a protein of 609 amino acids. The transcript is spliced from 11 exons. Gene Ontology annotation, biological process: transmembrane transport; monocarboxylic acid transport. Gene Ontology annotation, molecular function: monocarboxylic acid transmembrane transporter activity. The record is from RefSeq and is a predicted model, not a curated record. Lineage: Eukaryota; Metazoa; Arthropoda; Insecta; Hymenoptera; Apidae.